Ruditapes philippinarum (Manila clam) is the source of this 633-nucleotide messenger RNA. RefSeq names its product translation factor Guf1, mitochondrial-like. The transcript is spliced from 5 exons. Gene Ontology annotation, molecular function: GTP binding; mitochondrial ribosome binding; GTPase activity. Gene Ontology annotation, biological process: positive regulation of translation. The annotation marks the transcript as partial. Lineage: Eukaryota; Metazoa; Mollusca; Bivalvia; Venerida; Veneridae. The record is from RefSeq and is a predicted model, not a curated record. Gene Ontology annotation, cellular component: mitochondrion.
GGUGUGCAAGCUCAAACUGUAGCCAACUUUUUCCUAGCAUUUGACAGAGAUUUACCAGUGAUACCUGUUCUCAACAAGAUUGAUCUUAAAGGUGCUCAACCAAAUGUUGUCAUGCAACAGCUUCAUAAACUGUUUGAUAUUCUACCCGAGGAUGUUUUACAGAUUUCAGCAAAGUUGGGUACUGGAAUUGAUGAAGUACUUCAGCAAAUUGUAGAAAGAAUUCCAUCACCUGUUGCAGAUGUUAAGAAACCAUUAAAAUGCUUGAUGUUUGAUUCAUGGUAUACACCAUAUAGAGGUGCUGUAGCAAGUAUAGCUGUACUAGAUGGAGUUGUCAAAAAAGGUGAUAAAAUCAUGACUCAUCACAAACAAAAGGUACAUGAGGUACAAGAGAUUGGUAUAAUGUAUCCAACAGAAUUCCCUACACAUGCCUUAUAUGCAGGACAGGUGGGCUAUAUCAUAGCAAAUAUGAAGAAUAUUAAAGAUGCUUUGGUUGGAGAAACAAUAUAUCACCAGAAUAAACCAACAGAACCCAUGCCAGGAUUUAAACCUGCCAAACCUAUGGUAAAAUAUUGUAACCUUACAUUUCCCCCAGGAAGACAGAUACCCUUUGUGUGUUUGAUAGCUUGUAAUUAA